UUGUACAGUACCAAAAAAGUUCAAAGUACUUAAUCGAUUAAGUUCUACAGUGUUUGGGAUAUAAAAACAUUACUAUGGCCGAGUGGUAUCAUGAAAAAAUCGCCAAUUUCGCCUCUAAGGAGGAAUUGGCACAACGAAGGGAAAUCUUGACCGAAAUCAAGCUGAAAUUAGACAGUUUGAGCGAAGCCGAUCGCAAAGGUAUCGUCCAGAGGAUAGAUCUCAAACCUUUGUUUAUGAUGUUGCUAACCUCAAAUGACAAAUUUGAAACUGAACAGAUAUGCGACGCAAUAGCUAAUUUUUCGCACGUCGCGGAGCCAGGAUACGUCCUGCGGAAGCACAAGUCGGACAUUUACGAUUUGAUAUCUCACAGCCAAAAUAUUGCAAGAGCCUACGCGCUAGGAGAGAUGCUCGUGGUUGCAAGAAACAAAGAAUUGUUUCCUCAGCUGUUGAAAGAGACGGAUUUACUGGUAAAAGCUAUUGAAGUCGUUGGUGAUAAAGAUAUUGGCGUGGCUCAAAUUGCGAUGAAGAUUUUGAAGAGGAUUGGACAAAAUCAGGAAGGUAUAAAGUUAUUGUACAGCGGGCCGUUGAUGAGAGCAAUAGCUAAAGUCAUGACUGCCGGUGAUGUGGCCAAGUUUAGAGUGUACGAUGUGGUUGUCGAAAUUGCCAUAAGCAGUGAGGCUGGCCUCGAAGCGUCCAUCAAUUCAGGGUAUCUUCAUGAUUUGCUCAGAAUAUAUGACUCUGAUGAUAUCCUUUUACAACUAAACGUACUACAGACGAUGUGUGAACUUGCAUCGACAAAGGGUGGUCUAGCGUUUUUGGAAGAGCAGGGAUUUGUUAAAAAGUUGACAGACAGGAUAGUCACGGUCAAUGAUAAUCCGCUUGAUCAAUUGUUGAUACCUGGUUUAAUGAGCUUCUUUGGACACUUGGCGAAAUUGUAUCCUCAAGAAGUAUUCUCAAAAUAUCCACUUGUUAUUUCUGCUCUUUCAAAAACUUUCCACUCUGAUGAGCAGAAUCAUGUUAAAAUAGCAAUUGAGACUUUUGCUCAUAUUGCAAGUACUCUUGAGGGAAAAUAUGUCCUCCAAUGUAACAAAGAUUUAACAACAACUUGCUUGGAAACGGUUGGAAAAGUUAUUCAGACCUGGCAGACACAAUAUAAAGUUGAUGCACUGAAUUCUUUGAUAACAAUCUUGAGUAUCGAAAAAUCAGAACAAAACAACAGAUCAUUAGAACUUACAAAAUCUUGGUUCAAUUUGAUCAGCGAUAAGGCACUGGAGGUCAUUAUUUCUUUAUGUAAGCAACCAUUUGCCGAUAUCAGAGUAGCAAGCCUUCAGGUCUUUUCUGUAAUUGCAUCACAGCCAUGGGGUCAAGAAUACAUUGCAAAUUAUCCUGGAUUGAUCGAGUUUCUAUUAGAUAGGAACAUUGAAUCAUUCAAAGAGUCUAAGGAAGUAAAGUUUCAAAUUGUAAAAAAUCUCAAAGAUUCCCAAUCAAAUUUGUUUGACGCCGAAACGAUGCAAAAAAUCAAACAGUUUGUUAGCGAAGGACCUUUCUAUGUUGACGUAGUUACUGAAGUUGCUCUAGAAGGUGCCUCAUAAUUACGCUUUGUGCUUUACUGUUUAAGAUCGUAUUUAA
Messenger RNA from Copidosoma floridanum, 1629 nucleotides. Its product is annotated as 26S proteasome non-ATPase regulatory subunit 5. Lineage: Eukaryota; Metazoa; Arthropoda; Insecta; Hymenoptera; Encyrtidae. Gene Ontology annotation, biological process: proteasome assembly. Gene Ontology annotation, cellular component: cytosol. The record is from RefSeq and is a predicted model, not a curated record.